AUGGAUCACUCCCACAUGGAUCAUUCCAAGAUGGACCACUCCGCCAUGGACCACGGCGAUAUGGGCGGUCACGGCAUGGGCGGCGGCAUGGGCGACCGGUGCAGCAUGAACAUGCUCUUCACCUGGGACACCAAGAACCUCUGCAUCGUCUUCCGUCAGUGGCACGUCCGCUCCACCAGCGGCCUCAUCGUCUCCCUCCUCCUCGUCGUCGCCCUCGCCGCCGGCUACGAGGCCCUCCGCGCCGCCUCCCGCCGCUACGAGCACUCCGUGAACAAGCGCGUCGAGUCCCUCCCGAGACGCGAACAGGUCGAGGCCAGCAAGAGCGCCCACCUCGUCAAGGCCGCCCUCUACGCGGCGCAAAAUUUCUACGCCUUUAUGCUCAUGCUUGUCUUCAUGACGUACAAUGGCUGGGUCAUGGUCGCGGUCGCAGUCGGCGCAUUCGUGGGUUACGUUGCGUUCGGAAGCUCAACCUCGUCGACCAAGGACAACGCCUGCCAUUAA
Molecule: messenger RNA, 501 nt
Organism: Colletotrichum spaethianum
Lineage: Eukaryota; Fungi; Ascomycota; Sordariomycetes; Glomerellales; Glomerellaceae
Product: copper transport protein CTR2
Exons: 4
Coding region: 1-501 (166 amino acids)
Biological process (GO): copper ion transmembrane transport
Cellular component (GO): membrane
Molecular function (GO): copper ion transmembrane transporter activity
Source: RefSeq, a predicted model, not a curated record